Messenger RNA from Solanum tuberosum (potato), 852 nucleotides. RefSeq lists its product as uncharacterized. NCBI's taxonomy places the organism in Eukaryota, Viridiplantae, Streptophyta, Magnoliopsida, Solanales, Solanaceae. The transcript is spliced from 2 exons. The record is from RefSeq and is a predicted model, not a curated record. The coding region runs from base 1 to 852 and encodes 283 amino acids.
AUGGUCCGAGGGACAGCGGAGAACGGAUAUUCAUGCUUACUAGCUUUUUCCUACAUGUUCGACACACUUAAUGUUGGUUCUAGUUAUUGUCUCAUGGUAAACGAGGAUAGUCAUAGGUUGUAUUAUUUCUUGGCCUUUGGUGCUUGCAUUAAGGUAUUUGCCCACAUGAGAAAGAAUGAUGCAUCUUGGACAUUCUUCUUUGAGAAAUUGAAGGAGAUUGUGAUCGAUGAACCAGAUUUGUGUUUUAUCUCCGAUAGACAUAAGAGUAUCACCAACGAUAUUGUGAACGUUUACAAUCAUGCUCACCACGGAUAUUGUAUGAGGCACCUCAGUGAAACUAUCUGCGUAAAUCAUCAUUAUGGAGAUUACCUUUAUCUUUACUACAAUGCGGCAAAGGCUUAUUCUUUGGAGGAGUUUGACAAUCAUUUUGUAGAAUUCAAGAACAAAUGCCCUGUUGCAGCCAUCGUCCUUGAGCAUGAUAUUGGUUUUGAGAAGUGGAGAAGGGCACAUUUUCUUGGCAAUAGAUAUGAUGUUAUGACCACAAAUAUCGUCGAGUCACUCAUUGUUAUGUUGAUAGAUGAAAGAGAGUAUGCCGUUUCAUAUAUAUUUAAUUCGAUUGCUAAGAGGUUUAGAGAAUUGUUUAGGGAGAGGCAUGCAUGUAUCCUCAAAUCAAUGGGUAAUCAAAUGGUGCCGGUUGUCGAAAAAAUUACAAGAAAAAAACUGAUCGAGGGCGACUCCUUGUAUGUGGAGAAUGUAAUCGGGGACGACAAUCAAUUUAACGUGUUCAGUGCCGAUGUUACUGCCUAUGUGGACCUACUGGAAAAGUCAUGUUCAUGUAGGGAAUAUGACUAG